Molecule: messenger RNA, 1653 nt
Organism: Closterium sp. NIES-65
Lineage: Eukaryota; Viridiplantae; Streptophyta; Zygnematophyceae; Desmidiales; Closteriaceae
Source: the annotation of a GenBank genome assembly
GUGCCGGACAACUUGUCAAGCGCCAGCAAGGGGCUCGUGUUGUUGUUCGUUGGGGCGGGGUGGAAUGACCACGGCCGGGACGACCGGCGCUACACCAUCCCCGAUACGACCGACGUCUACAUCCACGUCGCUGCCCCGCUGCUGGUGGAUCUGGGCAUGAUGGGAGUGAUGGUGCACCAGCAGCCUAUGAUGCCCAUCACCUUCCACGUCGCCCCGCCUGGCGUCACCCGCAGCAUGAGUGAAGAGCUUCAGGAGGAGAUCACAGCCUUCACCAUGGGCAUGGCACUGUAUGACCCCAGCACGCCCGAGUGGCCCAUCUUCAUGCCCAUGGCCAAGUCCAUAGUCCGCGCCAUGGAUGCCGUGCAGCUUGCUGCAAGACAGAUGCUUCCACAUGUGCCCGUGGAGGCCUUCGUGAGUGUCGGAGUGAGCAAGCGUGCGCACAUGGCGUGGCUCUCUGCAGCUCUUGAUAAGCGAGUGGUGGCCUUCAUAGCGUACGGCUAUGAUCUCAUCAACCUCCAGCCCAACCUGCAGCAUCUGCUCGACUCGGUGGGCGCCGUGCCCAUCCUGGGGCGCUUCUAUGUGGACUACAACCUCACGCACUUCCUGCACUCGCCCCUGCUGCCCCCCCUUCUGAGCUACACGGACCCGUACUUCUUCAGGGAGCGCCUGACCAUGCCCAAGCUGCUCAUCUCCGCCUCCAAUGACGAAUUCUUCUUCAUGGAUGACUCGUACUUCUAUUUCAACGACCUGCCACCGCCCACGCUGUUCAAGAUCGUGGCCAACCUGGACCACAUGGUCAUUCAGAAGUCCUACUGGGUCUACGAUGCGACCGGCUCCUUCCUCACCUCUCUCCUGCACGUCAACUCCUCCUGCGCCUCUCGCCCCGCCUCCUCCCGCCCCUCCCUCACCUGGACGAGCCCCACCAACCCCACCCCCUCCUCCCUCACUCCCCACACCACCUCCAUCUCGUCAGACUCCCCUUCCCCUCAAACCCCCCACAACCCUCACAGCUCUCAGCCUUCCAGUCUCCCAGACGCAGAGGCAGCAGCAGCAGUGGCAGCAGUGGCAGCAGUGCAGUCCCCCCCUUGGGGCUGUGUACCAGAGAUGCCAGCUGUCGACUGGCCUCAGCUGAGGUGGCGGUUUGAUUGGUCCACGUUCACCAUCCAUGCCACGUCAGACAGGAAGCCGUUGGCGGACUGGGCGCACGAGGCCGGGCAGCAAGCGGCGGGACUUCCGGCUCAUCGUGAAGCAAGGGCUCGCCGGGUGGUGAGUGCCAUGCAGGGGAAGGGAGGUGGCUGGGUGGUGAGUGCAGGGGAAGGUGGUAGGGUGGUGAGUGCAGGGGAAGGUGGUAGGGUGGCGAGUGCAGGGAGGGGAGGUGGUAGGGUGGUGAGUGCAGGGAGGGGAGGUGGUAGGGUGGUGAGUGCAGGGAGGGGAGGUGGUAGGGUGGUGAGUGCAGGGCCCUCAUUCAUGGUGCCCUUCAAGAGCUCGGAUGUCUACAUUGCCAAGUUCGGCACCCUCUGUGUGCAGCCCAUCCCGUUCCUCCUGCACGCCGUCUCGCCGCCCGCACUGCAGCCUGACGGGCUCUGGCACUUCAGCUCGUCGGUCAAAGACAUUCCCAAGGUGCGUGUGUGGGAUGAAGCGUGGUUGAACUGA